GGUCUCCACGGCAUCAGCGAAAGCACGUUCGUUCAUGUACAUGUACGACAAUGCUGUCCUGCCUUUGUUGGGUGAAGAAAGGAGUAGCAAAAGAAGAACCUGAUAAGAUACGUUUAUCAAGCGAUGAGCUGAAAGCGUUGCUGGAAGAAGCUCGAGACAAACUGACAAAGGGAGAUCCAGCUGCAAGCCUUUCAAUUCCUGCUACUGCUUCCAAUGUUGUUGAAAAUGAUGACGAUGGCAACGAAAUGGAAGUUGAGUUGGAAGAUAGCGAUGAGAGAGCAAAUGUAGUGGCCGAGUUGGAGGAUGAGAUCGACAAGCUCUACAUGACUGGCUAUGAUGAUGAAGAAUUAGAAGGUGUUAAAAUGGAUGGAGCGGGAAUGGCAGGUCUGACAUACUAUGCUAGUAAUGUUGAUGAUCCAUAUAUCACACUGAAAGAUGAAGCAAACGAGGAUGAGGAUGAAAGUAUAAGAAUCAAACCUCAAGACAACAUGAUUGUUUGUGGAAAGGCAGAUGGAGAUAUGAGCACAUUGGAUGUUUAUGUAUACGAUGCAGAUGAAGACCAUUUGUUUGUUCAUCACAACGUUUUGCUUUCGGCAUUUCCUCUUGCUGUAGAGUGGCUUGAUUACGAUCCUCACCCAGAAACUGGUCGUGGUAACUAUAUUGCUGUUGGAACAAUGGACCCAUUCAUUGAAGUGUGGGAUUUAGAUGUAAUCAAUGAGGUAGAGCCAGUGUUGGUUUUAGGAAGAAACUCAAAGAAGUCUAAGUCAAAGAAAAAGACUGUUCAUGGCCACAGUGAUGCUGUGAUGAGUCUGGCAUGGAACAAAACAAUCAGAAACAUUCUUGCAAGUGGGUCAGCUGAUCAGACAAUUCAGCUGUGGGAUAUGUCAAGGGGUGAGAGUGUUCAUUCGAUUGCACAUCAUACUGACAAAGUACAGUCACUUAUGUGGCAUCCAUAUGAAGCAAAUAGUCUUCUGUCUGGAUCAAUGGACAAAACAGCUAGAGUCUAUGACUGUCGGAGUCCCGAUUCUAGUGUCAAAUCUUGGUCAUUUGAAGGAGAAGUAGAAAACGUUAUAUGGAAUCACCUGGACCCUUAUUACUUCUUGGUCGGUACUGAUAAUGGUUUUGUUAUGGGAGUAGAUGCUCGAAGCGAAUCAUCGGUCUUUACCCUUCACGCUCACCAGUCGGCAGUGACAGCACUCUGUCUUAGUAGUGAAAUUCCUGGUUGUCUGUUGACUGCUUCCGAAGACAAGACUGUCAAAGUGUGGGACAUCAAAGAUUAUAGACCGGCUCACAUCUCCACAACCGACUUCAAACUCGGUCCUGUUUUUUCUGCCGUUUUUUCACCUGACAAUCCCCUAGUUAUAGCUGCUGGAGGACAAAAGAAUGGCCUGAAAGUCCGCAAUCUUGCUGAGGCAGCUCAAGUUUGGAGACAUUUUGAAUCAAGAGAACGCGUCGUCCCUCUCAGUGCCAUAGACGCACAGGAUACAAAAAGGGUUUCCAAUCCCAAGCCUCAGCCACCCACAGAAUAUCCUGACCAGUCACCACAACAGGAAAUGAGAAGACAACUAAUGACAUCAACCUGGGCGUCGGCCACUGUCCCCCCCAAGAAGAAGAAGAAAUCAAAAAAGAGAACAAAACAGAAAUAAGCGUGUUUACAGUUACAAUACAUCAGACAACAUCCUAGUCAUCAUUACUAAUCCUUCUACUCACAGCCACAUCAUCACUCAUCUUAAUUUAAUUAACUCUUACCUCUCACCUACUACUCUAUCAACGCACGAAGCCACCAUCAUAACUCUUGGCUCUGGCGUUGGCACGGUAGAAAAUCGUUGGUUUCUACCGGACACGCGUUGCCACUCCGCGCAAACAAAAGGAUGACGUCUUGCGUAAAUGAGGUGAUAAUUGAGGCGGAGCUGCAAUUAGAUAAGAUGCUAAUGCACGUGCAAACUAACAAAUUCAGACCCGAAUUUGUCAAGGGCUUACGCCACUCUUUGCUUAUUCUAUUUCGUAAUACAGUUAGCUUUGUAUCCGCGUUAUGCAAUUCAAACUUAUUAUUAUUGUUCGCCCGUCACACUCCGCACCAUCCCCACACGCAACGGCCGCAUGACCCUCUCAUUCAACGCUAAUCGCACUUUAUCAACAGGGACUAGCGCAUUCGCUACAACUCCCAUGACGCGAUUAUCGAGAGUGGCCAACCAGAA
Molecule: messenger RNA, 2198 nt
Organism: Corticium candelabrum
Lineage: Eukaryota; Metazoa; Porifera; Homoscleromorpha; Homosclerophorida; Plakinidae
Product: periodic tryptophan protein 1 homolog
Exons: 17
Coding region: 51-1646 (531 amino acids)
Biological process (GO): rRNA processing
Cellular component (GO): nucleus
Molecular function (GO): protein binding
Source: RefSeq, a predicted model, not a curated record